AUGAAUUACAAUGACAAUGUAACCGUCGCUGCUGAGCCAUAUGAAUUCGAAUUCAAUUUAAGUCAAUGUGCACUGUUGAUCAUCGACAUGCAACGUGAUUUUCUAGAACCAGGUGGUUUUGGCGAAAUACUUGGCAAUGACGUGAACCAACUUCGUCGAACGGUUAGUUCAAAUCAAAAGUUGCUAAAGCAAUGGCGUGAAGCUGGUUUGAAAGUUAUAUAUACUCGUGAAGGUCACCGUCCAGAUUUAUCUGACCUGCCAUUAAGCAAGAAAAUCCGUGGACGACACACAGUGUGUGUUGGUGAUCUUGGGCCAAUGGGGCGUAUUUUAGUACGAGGUGAGCCUGGACACGAUAUUAUUCCAGAACUCUAUCCGUUGCCUGGCGAAGCAAUCAUUGAUAAAUGUGGAAAAAGUGCCUUUUACGCUACAGAUCUUGAUGCUAUCCUUAGGAAUUACAAUAUAAAACAGUUAAUCGUUACCGGUGUUACUACUGAAGUCUGUGUUAGCAGCACUGUACGUGACGCUAAUGAUCGAGGUUAUGAAUGUCUCGUCCUUGAAGAUUGUGUUGGAUCAUAUUUCCCCAGUUUUCAGGUAGCAGCUCUCGACAUGAUCAAAGCUCAAGGCGGUAUAUUUGGUUGGGUAGCACACUCUGAUAAAGUGAUCAAUGUUUUGAAAUUAGAUUGUGAGAAUUAA
This is a messenger RNA of Adineta ricciae, 693 nucleotides long. The record is from the annotation of a GenBank genome assembly. NCBI's taxonomy places the organism in Eukaryota, Metazoa, Rotifera, Eurotatoria, Adinetida, Adinetidae.